This is a messenger RNA of Malania oleifera, 2083 nucleotides long. RefSeq lists its product as uncharacterized. The transcript is spliced from 8 exons. The coding region runs from base 427 to 2043 and encodes 538 amino acids. NCBI's taxonomy places the organism in Eukaryota, Viridiplantae, Streptophyta, Magnoliopsida, Santalales, Ximeniaceae. The record is from RefSeq and is a predicted model, not a curated record.
CUAAAUCUAAAAUUGAUGCCAAGCCCACAGCCGAGGAACCGUUCGUUGCUCCAAUCGAUGAACCCCGCAAAAAUGUUUGUCCAUUUGCCCUAACAAUGCCAUAAGACCCAAAGCCAUCGCUGCUUGCGUCCUCUCUGUGCCCGCUCUUCACCCACUCUCGACCUCGGUAGAUCUUCGACACUUGAGCGAUCGAUUUUUUAAUCAAUCAAUCCAUCACGUUUUUUACUAGUUCGCCAAGAAUGGUUUCCGGACUUUUGCAUCCAUCUCCCAUGGUUCCGUAGAGCAUGUCUGGCCCUUUUCCUCGGCGACUAACAUUUCUGGACUGCGUCGUCAUAUUUUUGAACUUAAUUCUCGCAUCACAGCUUAUUUUCCAAUCCUCGUUUGAAGUGGGUGUUACGGACUUCCGUUUUGUUUGUUUCCGGUUUUAUGGAUCUAAACUUGCAGUCUCCGUCGUCUGGUAAUGCUGAUGCAAAAACAGCAUUUCAUAAGCCCUCAAAUGAUGCUGCCAACAGGAAAUAUCGGCGACGUUCUCCAGUUAGUGGGUCAUCUUCUGAUGGCAGUCCUAGGAGGGAGCAUAGCUCUAGCCCCAUUUUGUCAAGGGAUGAUUCAAGAGCCUUUGAUUAUCGAAAAAGAAGGAAAGAUGAAGGAAGAGAUUUAGACAGGGAAUCUGGUCGGAGUCAGUACAGUAGAAGUGAUGAUUUUUAUAGACAUUCUGAUCGACGUUCCUCCAGGAGUUCCCAUGGUUACAGUAAACAUGAUGACUAUGUAAGACAUGAAAAGCAUCUAGAUGAAGAGGAUAGAGAUUAUCAGAGGUCCUCACGAUCUGGUCGAGAGCCAAGGAGUUCAAGUCAUUCUGAUUCUUCCAGACAAGAAAGUGAACAUAAUAGGUCAAGAGAAUAUUCUCGGAAUGCGGACAAGUAUUUCCGUGAUAAGCAUGAUGUUGCAGGUUAUAGAAGCAAGGAUAAGGAGAGGGGAAGGAGGCGUUCUAACCCAAGUUAUGAAGAAAAUAGAUCUGGUGAGCGGGAUAGGCUUUCAAGGGAUGGAAAUGUUCGGGAUGAGAGAAGAGAUUAUCGUUGGAGUUCAGGAGACUAUAGAAAUGAUCGUAUGCCUUCCCAUGAAGAGUAUAAUAAGGGGCAUCGAAAUGACUCAGCGAGGGACACUGGUGGACAUCGCCAGAAAGAAGCUUAUAAAAGUGAUUUAAAGGAAUUUGAUGGUCAAAAACAUUCGAAAGAGGAUAAGAAGAAAUAUAAUGACUGGGAAAGUAACAGGGACAAUGAUCACUGUGACAAAGAAAUGGAGCAGUAUGAAAAUAAAACUAUUUAUAUAGGUGAAAACCAAGAAUCUUUGGCAAAAAAGCCUAAGUUAUUCAGCUUGGACAAAUGCACUGAUUAUGGUAAAGAUGUUAAAUCUUCACCGAGUGUGGGCGAUGAAAGACAGUCAUCAAGUGUAAAGCAGUCUCAGGAGAUUUUCAGUAAAAUAACUUCAGAACAGGGACUUGCCAAUAGCUCUGAGGCUACUAAUGAUCUGAAUGCUGCAAAAUUUGCUGCACUGAAAGCUGCUGAAUUAGUUAAUAAGAACCUCACUGGUGUGGGUUGCAUGUCUACUGAGCAAAAGAAGAAACUGCUGUGGGGAAACAAAAAGAACACUCCUGUUGAAGAGUCUGGUCACCAUUGGGAUACAACUCUCUUCUCUGAUCGUGAACGACAAGAAAAAUUCAAAAAACUCAUGAGUCUGAGGUUGCCUUGGUGCCUAUGGCCAAUUGUAGGGUGUGAAGGGCGAGUUGAAAGUGGAGCACAACCCCAAGCAGCAAGAUGGUGGCGACCUGCUCCGAGCCGAGAAGGAGAAGGAACUCCAGCUGGAUCUAGAGAAGCAAUACACUGCUGGACUCCGACGAAGAGAUGGUCGCACUGUUGGUCUUGGUCUCUAGGAAUAUUUACUGGAUCAUAUUGUACUUGCACCGCAAUGUUUUGUGACAUUCUGUUGUACACUCGUGUGAUAAUCUCGUUUCUUAUGAUUAUAUACUUAAUGCAAACCACUCAGUGAAUUUAAGAUCUAGGCAAGAAAAGAUGUAAUGUUUUUGGCA